Bolinopsis microptera is the source of this 5279-nucleotide messenger RNA. Its product is annotated as axoneme-associated protein mst101(2)-like. The transcript has 5 exons. The record is from RefSeq and is a predicted model, not a curated record. The coding region runs from base 218 to 3685 and encodes 1155 amino acids. Gene Ontology annotation, molecular function: RNA binding. NCBI's taxonomy places the organism in Eukaryota, Metazoa, Ctenophora, Tentaculata, Lobata, Bolinopsidae.
AGGUGCCCUCACCCCUGCAAGUUACUUUACAACGACUCUCACAGAUGUUUUAUAAUCGGUGACUGGGCUCUCUCUCCCUUCUUACACCCUCUGUACACCACACACUUGUUGCUAGAUUUAAGGACGUAAUGGGGCUUGUGAUAUAGCGGGCUAGUGUAGGCUAGAAGCAGUCUCUCUCUCUCUCACUCUCACACAUUGUCUUUUGUUAUGUAAUGCCAUGCUACAUGUAACCCAUUCUCUCUCUUCUGUGACUCUUGACUGUAAUCAAACCAUGAGCCUUGGUCCGGCCGAGCCGCAGGAUGAAGAUUCUAACGAAAGCUUCAAAUCGAAUGCAACACUGGAACUUGAAUACUCGUUUGUUCCAUGCCCGAAAAAGACUGUAUUUGUGAGCUUGAAAAGCAUGCUUAUCAAACGAACUAAUAUCAGAGAUGAAUCUCAGAGAGGUCCGUGUCGAUUGAUGAAUAGUAUUGUGGAAGAUCGAGUUGUACCCGCAGUUUGUGACUCCUCCACAUCUGAUCCCUUCUGUGGUGUUGGUGCAGCUGCUGAUAGUUUUGUUGAUGUCGAUUCAUCUGUUGUAGUUGUUGUCAGCUCAGAUGUGAUCACUGAAGACUCAAAAUGCAUCCCUGAAGAAUCAAAAUUUACCCCUGAAGUGUCAGAACAUAAUCAUAUAGAGUCAAUAUUUCAUCCUAAAGAGACACAUUUAAAACCUGAAAUAUCACAUUUUAAAUCUGAGGAAUUAAAUAUGAACCCUGAAGAUACCUCCAAUCUGAACCCUCAAGACUUCUUUGACUACGAAUUCCCACAAUCAGAAACAGAUACUGUUAACGUAGAAACCGUAGAACCAACAGAAUUCAGUGUGAAGGAAGAAAACGUAGAACCAACAGAAUUUAAUGUGAAGGAAGAAAACGUAGAACCUGCAGAAAUUACUGUGAAGGAAGAGAAAAUCGAACCAACGGUAUCAAAUUGUGAAACAGAAAACAGCAUUUUGUCAACUGAAAUGGGGCAUGGUGCUGAACCUUGUACUGUUGUGAUGACUGAGGAUGUUCUGUGUGACAUACAAGCAAAUUAUACCAUAAGUGAAAUGGAAUCCACAUCAGACGUGAAACCAGACUCUCACGAUUCAACAAGGAUAGACGAAAGUGUGUCUAAAGAUAAAGUAAAAAUGUCUCGAAGCGAACGAUCCCGGUCGAAAAAGUGUUCUUAUUCAAAGUCUAAGUCUAGGCGUUCCUGCUCUAAAUCAAGAAAGCGAUCAAAAUCACGAUCCAAGUCAAAGAACAGCACUCGUCGGAAGUCUAGGUCAGUAUCUAGAAACAGGUAUCGAUCAAGAAGAUCAAGAUCCAAAGGAAAACAUCCAAAGUCAAGAAACAGAAGAAGGAGCAGGUCGAGAUCCAGGCCAAGAAGGAAGCCAAGGUCACUUUCAAUCUCAUUUAAAAAGUCGAGAUCUCGUUCUAGGAGAAAGUCACCACCGCGUUCCAAAAGGAAAUCAAGAUCACGUUCGAGAAAGAAAUCUAGGUCACGCUCAAGGAGAAAAUCACUAUCCCAUUCAAAGAGGAAAUUCAGAGAAAUAUCGAAUUCAAGGUCCAGAAGAAAAUCCAGAUCAAAAUCGCCUCACAAGUCGCUUAAAAGUUCUCCAAAAGUAGAAAAUUCUACCCUUCCAAUUGCUGACCUGAAUGACAUCGCAUCAAUGAUAAAAAUUGAAGAUGUACUCCUCCCCAGUACGAGUGGUGACCAGAACGAGAGUGCACCUAUAAUCAAAGAAGAAAUUGAAAACCCUGCUGAAUCUGUAUUUAUAAAAUCCGAGACAAUGGAUCCACCUGAAGAACAGAAGAGUAUUUUGUCAUGUGACCCCACUCCCAAACCAGCUAACAUUACCCUAAGAUUAAUGAAGAUGGCUUCAGAAGAGUCAGAAGCAGUACCUUGCAGUUCUAAAUGUGAACAGAAACCCCCAUCCUCUGAUCCCAUCAAAUUGAGGGACAAAUCGAGAUCUAGGUCUAGGAAAAGGUCUGACAGAAAGUCUAGAUCAAGGUCUAGAGGGAGAGCAGAUAGUGGUGGUAAAAGAGAUGGAUUGCAAGGUUUCUAUUACAGUAGGUACGAAGUUAUGAAACAAAGAAUACUAAACACACCCAUCAAGGAUUUUCAAAACAUAUCCAAGAUGUCUGGAAUGUCCUCUGAUGGAUUCUUCAACUGCGAGGGAACGAAUAUAGGGAUACCUGGGGCAAACAAGGAUGAUGAGUCUGAUGAGUUUGUUCUCCCUCCACUAAAUUUAAGGGCGACUAGUGGAAGACCUAGCUCCAUGGUUUGGGUAGGUGGAUUACCUGAAGGAUACACCAAAGCAGAAGUGGAACAAGCCUUUGAUAACUUCGGGGCCAUAUCUAAUAUAGUGGUGUCGAAGUCUAGAGCCGCUGGAGGCAGUUACACCCCUGGAUACGCUUUCAUAGAGUUUAAGAAAAAAUCAGCGGCAGAGGCAGCAGUUGCGUUGAUGGACCAGAAAAGAGUUAAAGGAUGCACUAUUAAGGUGGAAUUUGCUCGGUCUCGACACAUGAUGGCCCCUACCAGAAUGAGUCGCAGUCCUAGCCUUCCUCGUAAGAAGAUGAAGAAGCGAGACUCUUCUAGCUCUAGCUCUGCUGCGUCGGCUUCCUCUUCCAGUGAAGAUGACGGAAGCGAUUCCGGUACUGAGCGAAAGAAGAAACUAAAGCGUAAGAUGAAAAAACUAAAGAUGGAGCUGAAAAUAGAAAAGAAAAUGAAGCAGGCACAAGCUUCCAUGGAACAGCCGCCAGCAAUACCCAUGGAAUUGAUUCAGCAGCCGGACUUUUCCGGACAUACUCCGGAUAUGAGUUCGAUGAUGUCUUCUGGAGAUAUCAGAACUCCGAAACUCGGAUCUCAUGAACCCUCUCCAGAAAUCAAAAAGAAGAAAAAGGGUUCAGAUACGAGUAGCUCCGACAGUGCUAGUGAAGAAGAAAUGACGAAAAAGAGGAAGAAAAAGAUGAAAAAGAAGAAAGAUUCAUCUGAUGAGGAACCGCCUAAGAAGAGCAAGAAGAAGCAAAAGAAGGUGGAAUCGGAUUCUUCGGAGUCAGAAUCAGACGAUCCUUCUAGAAAAGAGCGGAGAAGAAAGAUCGAAAAACUGAAGCUUCUGAAAACAGCUAUGAUGAAGGAAUUCAAGAACAGCGACGAUUCAUCUGACUCAGCUGCGGAAAAGAAAGCGAGAAAAUCGAAGAAAGAUCUGAAAAAGGCUAAACUCAUGAAGCUCAUGGACAAAUUUUUAAGUGAAGAGAACUCUGACGCAGAAGAGGACAGUGAUGCUGGCAAGAAGAAAAAGAAGAAAAAAGCGCCCAAAAAGAAAAAACGAGCAAAAUCUUCCUCCAGUGAGUCUGAGAGCGGUUCGGAUAUGUCAGAUUUGGGAUUGAAACUUUCAAAGAAAGAAAGAAAAAUUCUAGAGAAAAAAGCAAAAGAGAAGAUCAUUAAGAAAGCCUUAGCAAAGGCUGCAAAGAAAAGUUGCAAAAAGAAAAAAAGUCUGCAGAAAAGGAGGCCUCAGUUGAAGCUGAAAAGGGGAAAAAGAAAAAGAAGAAGAAAGAUGAGGAAGAGGAUAACUCAACACAAUCAGGACAGUCUGAUAGCGAUGAUGGUAAAGGAGGGAAACGUAAGGAGAAAAAAAGAAAGAAAAAGGAGAAAAUGUCCCCUAGUGUAGAAAGAGAGGCUGAGAACGUUGACGAACGGGCAGAAGAUCCUGGUAGAUCAAAUCCUGAAGUGGAACCUGAGGAGGAAACAAAUGUUGGACGGGUGAAAAAUGGUAGCAAAGCGAGCUCUUCUAAGUGGGACGCCUCAAGAAGCCCUAGUCCUGAAAAAGAAAACAAGACCAGCAGGCGGGUACAUGACGAAACAGAAACCUCCGAGAAACCAGAUGGGCCCAACUUUGGUCGAGGAGCAGCUCACUACAGAAAUCUGGCAAUUAAGACUGAUUUUGACAAAGGUAAAAGAUCAAAAUCGAGGGGUUCUGACUCAGAUGCAUCUCAAGAACGAUCCAGGAACUACAGAGGUCGAUCCUCUUCGAACGAUUCCAAAGAGAGGUCAGCUUCUUCCAGACGUGGCAGGUCUUCGUCUCCAGUGAAAGAGAGAAGUAGAUCAGUUUCACGAGAAAGGAAUAGAAGGCGUUCUCGUAAAUCAGGCAGCCGAUCAGACGACGAUUAUGACUCUAGGAACAGGGAUCACCGCACUACUAACUACCACGAUAACCGCAAUUACCGCGGACGGGGCGGUGGUUACCGCGGCCGGGGCUACUACAACAAUUACAAACCCUACAACAACUACAACCCGAGAUACCGCGGACGAGGGCGGUUCAACAACUACCGUGGUAACUUCUACAACAAUAACUACAACAACAACAACAACAACAACAGAUACGCGGAGAGUAAGUAUGACCGAGACGUGAAGGAGUACCGGGACCGAAGAAAGAGACACUCUUCCUCCAGAAGCAGGUCACGCGACAGACCCUCGUCCAGCCGGGACAGAAGGAGCAAGUCACGUGAGAGGAACAGGAGGUCACGAUCACGUGACAGUGAUCACAGGGAGCACAAGAGGGAGGUGAAGAUGGAUGAGGGGCAGCAGGACCGGGGCCCGGAGAACAGUUCCUCGGCAGCGCCUCACAGCUCAGAGGAUCCCAUUCCUACACAUUCCGAGUUCGAGAGUCAGCAGCCGGAGGUUACCAUUGAUAUUGAGUCCUUGGGCUGAUAGACUGUUUUGUAUCCCAUCAGAUCUGUGAUUAUCUUUUAUAUUGUUAAUAUUAAUCGCUAAGUUUGUCGUAUGCGAGACUACGUUUUUUCAUUUUAUUUAAUGGCACAAACACCAUUGUGUUAUGUGUAUUGGAAUCUUGUGAUAGUGAUAGUUGUUACACUUUCAGUAAUGUUUUUGGUGUCAUGAAUGUGAUGGUUCGUUCUUAAGUUUAAGCUUUACUUUUAAAUUUUAAAUAUCUUCACCAACACUUUAGUUAAAUUACAACAUGUUUUUCAGAGGUUUAUUAAUGGAGCCGGUUAUACGCAACUCGUUAUCAUUGCUUUUUCCUUAUUUGAGCUUUUGGUUUUUAGUUUUGCAGAUAUGUUAUAACGGUAACGUUAGUUAUAAUAAGUAGUAAUUUGUUAUAUUCUACCGUUAUUAUCAAUUGAAAACGGAUUUGUUUAUGGUCCUUUUCUACGCGAUUGAAUUUGAAUACAUUUAUGCUGGUAGCUUCAGAUUUGACUUUUUGAUGUGCGUUUAUUUUUCAAAUGAUUAUUUAUCAACCAUAAAGA